AUGGCUCCAGAAAUCAACGAAUUAGCUACAAAAGUAAAGUUCGAUCCGCGGGAAAGCUGCACGUUCAACCCAAACCACGAGAAACAAAUGGUGGAACUGGUGAUCAAGAACGAGAGCAGCCAGCCGAUCAUCACCAAGCUCAAGUCGACCCGGCCCAAGCACUACAAGAUGAAGCCGGUGUUCGCCCUGCUGAAACCCGGGGAGAAGAAGCCGGUGAAGCUCGUGUUCAAGGGGUUCCCGAAGAACGGCAGCUCCAAGCCGUCGGCCAAGGAUCGCUUUUCGAUCGUAUAUUCGGCGGCCCCGAAUGCGAUAAAGGACGGUGAUGACCCGCGCGCGGCUUGGACCGAUGAGCAGAACAAAAAGCUCAUCUCGGCCCAGGGCAUCUACAAAAAGGGCAUCCGCAUCAAGUACUUUGGCGUCAACGACAAAGAGCCGGAUGUGCCGACGGGCAGCGAGUUGGUGAUCGACAAGAACCAGCUGGCCAAGCUGCUGAAGGAGAAGGCGAACAACAACCGCCCGCUGCCCCCGCCCACCCCGCCGCCAAACGCGACGACCAACAACAGCGGAUCCGGCCGCCGUAUUCCCAGCCGCUCUACGCCAUCGGCGAUUCCGCUUGAACCGCCGAAGGCCGGGGACCCCCUCUCGCAAGCAAACGGCCCCAUCAUUUUCCUGGUCUACAAUCGGCAAGAAGUCGAGAUCGAGGACGAUGAUGAAGAGGAGGACGGGGAAGAAGAUGACGAAAAGGAGAAGACGCCCACCAAGAAGACGGAAAAA
Molecule: messenger RNA, 774 nt
Organism: Mesorhabditis spiculigera
Lineage: Eukaryota; Metazoa; Nematoda; Chromadorea; Rhabditida; Rhabditidae
Source: the annotation of a GenBank genome assembly